This is a messenger RNA of Belonocnema kinseyi, 6312 nucleotides long. RefSeq names its product TP53-binding protein 1-like. Bases 368 to 4894 code for a protein of 1508 amino acids. NCBI's taxonomy places the organism in Eukaryota, Metazoa, Arthropoda, Insecta, Hymenoptera, Cynipidae. The record is from RefSeq and is a predicted model, not a curated record. Gene Ontology annotation, cellular component: nucleus. Gene Ontology annotation, molecular function: histone binding. Gene Ontology annotation, biological process: positive regulation of transcription by RNA polymerase II; DNA damage checkpoint signaling. The transcript has 5 exons.
CGCGAUUCACGGAUUCAAUAUUCGCGUUCAUCUCCAUUCUCUUUUCUUGACUGUGCUCCAAAGUAUUAUUUCUAGGCGGUUAUUUGUAGAAUGCCGGUUUGUUGUUGCGCGACUCUUGAUAAUUAUCAAUGCAAGUUUAUCGUGGGAUUAUAAGAGACGGAAAAAGUCAAUCCUGGUGGAGGAAGUCGGUGCUUCUCGCCCGCAAAGCAAACUUUGUGCAAUUCAGGCCGGUAGCCAAUGCAAUAUUUUUACCUUAGACUGCAAUUGCCACCAAAAGGAAGAAAAGCGACGAGGCCCGUCCCUCGGAGAAUAAACAGCGGGCACUGAGCAAAAUUGGAUAAAUACGAUACGGCUUCUGUAAUCAAUCAUGUCCGACUUCGCAAAACACGAAGUGCCGUCGGAUACACAGGACACUUACUUUGAAGAAUCGGAAUCAGAUUCUCAAUUCGUCAAAAAUCAAAACAACAGUAGCAGCUUUAACGAGAGUCAGGAUUUUCAUCUGAUCGACACCGGAGUGUCCCAAGAGUUCGCAGCUGAAUUACCUGAUGGACCGAUUAAAGAUUCGGGAGCAAUCGAUACCGAGGAUGUGAGUAUGGAAAAGGAGAGUGAACUCGCAGAGAAGGCAGUGGACAACAAUGAAAAUAAGGAUAUUUUCGACAACGAGAAUCAAACAAUGGAAGGACCAGAAGACGAUGAAGAUGUCGUGCACGGCACUCCACCUCACUGUCUCUCAUCGCCAUCAAAAAAGCUCUCGGCCAAUGCAGAUGUGAACUUUCUAAAACGGAAGGCGGGCUCUUUCAACGAUUCUCUGGAGAACGAAGUGACGUUUAAGAAGAAUAGAGUCGAUUUAGAGGAUAAAUUUCCGGACGAGAGUGAGGCAAUGGAGGCUGACACUGUUCCCCUCGAUGGUGUCGAGGAUUCACAGAAAGCGGAAGAUUCACAGAAGGAAAUUGAAACAGUUGAAUCUGUGAUAAUUCCGGAAACUCAGGAAUCGACGCAGGACACACAACCGAUUGAGGAUGAUGAGGCGUUAAAGGAUUUGGAAUCUGAGACUAUCGUCGAAGGUGAGAACAAUGAUGAAGAUCUUGCCAAUAAUCCGGAUUUGGAGAAUGAGAAUUCGUUGGAAGAGGAGUGUGAACUCGUGAAUGAAGCGAUAGAUGCUGUCGAUGACGUCAAAGUGUUACAGAAUGACUCGACCUUGGUCAAUGACGGAGAUUUAAACGAAUCGAAGAAUAUUUCCGAGGAUAUUGAUUUUUCUGGUGAUGUCAGUUUCCCCGAGAAUGAGGACGUGCAGGGAAAAGAGGAAACAGAGAAGAAUUUGGUGGAGGAUUUGGUUGAGAAAUCGAAUGAAGUUGUUGAUAAGAAAUCCGAGGUUUUGGAAAAUGAGACUGAUUUGAAGAAUGAUAAUCUUGAGAAUCAGGAGGACAUUCCAAACGAGAAUAAUAAAUUUGAGGAGACGAAGGUGGAUAAAGAGUCAAAAGUUGAUGAAGAUAAAGACGUUGAAGAGGCUAAAGUCGAUGAAGAGUCUAAAGUUAAUGAAAAGACUCAAAUCGGUGAAGAUACUAAAGUUGAUGAAGAGGCUAAAGUUGAAGAAAAGGCUGAAGUUGUAGAAGAAACCAAAGGUGACGAAGAGACGAAAAUUGACGAGUUGGAAGAAAAGAUUGCAGAAUCCAAUCCCGUAAUCGAGGAAGAUAAAACAAAAAGCAUAGAAGACACUUUGAAGCAAUUGGGGGAAGAAAUGGAUACCGUGGAACAUAUGGAACAACCGCUCACAGAAAAAGAAUCCACAGAGUCAGAACUUCUCGCUGCUCUGACCGAUUCGGACACGAAUGCGGAUCCUGAGGAAGGACCUGAAAAUAAGGAAGAACCUGAAAAUAAGGAUGAACCUGAAAAUAAGGAAGAACCUGAAAAGAAGGAAGAGCCUGAAAAUAAGAAAGAAUGUGAAAAUAAAGAAGAGCCUGCUGCAAAUAAGGAAGAACCUGAAAAUGAGGAAGAGUCUACUAAAAUGGAAACUGAGGAUAUUACCGAGAAAGUUGAAGCGAAAGAAGAGGAAGUAGAAGAAAAAAAAGUCGAAGAGAAGGCUGAUCUGAAGUCUCGAAUGAGCAUAGAAGUGAUUUACGACCGUUCAUCCCUGAGCCAAGCGAAACCUGCCGAAGUUGUCGAAAUCGACGACGAUGGUGAGAAGAUUGUUUUGGAUUCUUCCCAGGAGGACAGUGUUCAGCAGCCCGGCGUUUUAUCAGAUAUUGCAAAAGACGAGAGUAUCUACAAGAGUUGCUACGAGAGUAAAAGCAACAGCGACUUUAGUUACAAGUCGGUUGCUAGCAAAGAUUCGGCGGACGAUCACAAAUUGGAAACUCCUCUGACAAAUGGAAGCGAUUCGAAAAACGCGACCGCAAGUGAUUCCGACGCGAAGGAUACGAUUUCCAAAACAAAGUUGGAAUCUGCUGGAGUUGCUGCCAAUCCACCGUUUUAUGUCAUCAGCGAUGGCGAGGGAGAUUCGAUGGUGGAUGAUGCCAAGAACAAAUCCUCAAGCGAUAACGACACACUUCCCACUUCGGUGAAGACAAUGCAGGUGGAGAAGGACAUCAGUGUUUGCGUGCGAUUGAAGUGUUUGGUGACGAUUGACGAGAGCACGAAGGAAAUUUUGGGUAAGGAGUUGCUGACGGUAAAUUGUGAAUCGAGCGGUGAUCAGAUCCGACAUAUUGACACCUCGACAUCGCUCGCGGAUAUUUCUGGAAAUGACAACAAAGACAGUUCGCCCGGUUCCGUGACUUCGGCAACAUAUCCGCGAUUUUCGAUAAUGUCGACCUCAACCGUGAGCUCGACAACUUCGUCAUCGAGUGCCGGCUCGUCGAAGGCUUCCGGCCAAGACAAGAUAUUUCCGGCGCCGAAAGGCCCGGCAAAGCACACGAAGAAAGUCCACCUUGAAUUGGAUCAGUUGUCCAAGGAGUGGAAGAAUUGUCAUCUGGUCGCGAUGUCGGUUCUGAAUUAUGCCAAUUCGGAAUUGAGUGCCGUCGAUUUGCAGAAUGGGGUUGCUGAUGCAUUGUACGAGCCUUUGAGGAAGAUGCAUGCAUCGACGCCGGAAGCGAGCAGUAAAGAGACGCCUCAGCGGAAUGCGAAGAAGGGAAGACCGCCAAAGAGAUUGCAGCGAGGCGCGACGCGAAAGAGGACGAAAGUUGUCGCGAAAAUAUCGCCGAAUGUGAUUAAUUCGAUUCAGGAGGACAGUGAUGAUUUGAGUUUGUCGAGCGUGAAAGAGACGAAGAGUAAAUCGACGACUGCAGCAGCAACAGCAGCAGCAGCUGGUGGUGGAUCGUCGACGCCAGUGAAGAAAUCGGUGGAGGGAUUGAGAAAUUCGGCGCUUCCGGCGGCUGCCGAGACGGACGAAUUGAUGGGCAAGGAAGUCUUUGCCAAGUGGUCGGACAAUCAUUAUUAUGCCGGGGUUGUGGUGGACAAGACCAAGGCGAAAUAUAAGGUGAACUUUCUGGAUGGGAAGAAUAAGCAAUUGAUACCGGAAUUUAUCGUGCCGAUUCCAAAGACUCUGAACAAGGGACUUUCUGUUUACACUCUGACCAAGGAUGGUGAUUAUGGACCUUGCGGGAUCAUUGUUGAUAUCCUGGAGUCGAGUAAAGAGACAAAGUAUGUAGUUGAGCCGGAUGAGGGGAAGAGGAUCACGGUUCAGAUUAAGGACAUUUUCUUGACGGGGGAUCAAGCGCAGGUUUUGAAGGAGGAAAGUUUGUCUGGACUUAGUAGUGUUCCAUCAACUCCGCAUUCGAUAUCGAAGGUAUCCCUGGACAAUAUGAUUGACGGAAAAAGGCGUUCGAGACGAAAUACCUCGACAAGCAACACUCCCAAAUCGAAAAAAUCUCUGACAAGCCUAAUCAACAAAACAAUGGAAGAUGAACCUUCCGUUUCAGGAGUGGCUUUCAAAUCCAAAGAAGCAGCCCUUUCUGACAAAGAUGGAGGAAAAUCCAGCGAUUCUGGUCUGCCAGUCGUGGAGGAAACUGGUGUCUUUGGUGUGCAGAAAGAAAUCGUGGGAACUUUUUGUGAACAGGUGACCGCGAAGGGUCCGCAGAGUCGACUCAAGGGAAAACAGCGUAGCAGAAAAAAGCCGGACGAUCUCGAGACCAUCGCCUUGCUGGGCCCGAUUCCCGAGUCGAAAAUAUUCGAAGGAAUGUCUUUCCUCUUGACUUGUGCUUCCUUGGAAGGUAUCGACAAAUACCACUCGGACAAUGGAGAUUCAACAUCAUUCUCAAACUCGGAAUCGGGCACGGACAAUGAGGUGGACUGGCAGAGUCGACCUUUCGUUCGAGACCGGUUGGAGCAACAGCUGAUUGCCGGUGGUGGCAAGGUUUACGAAAAUUUUGAUCAAUUGCCGGCGAGUGAAUACGAGAACACGAAGCUCAUCACGAAUGUGCCAAAUCUGACUGCAAAAAGUUUGCUCUGUCUUUCGGUUGGAAUUUCUGCCUACAACCACUUGUGGGUCAUUCGCUCCUGUCAGGAUAAUAAAGCCGUGAAUCCAUCGGAAGAAAAAUUACCGGCUGGAUGGAGUAUAGACAGACGAUGUUACGUCGAAAUGUUCCAUCGGCGUGAACAAAAACCACUGACGCAUAUUAUCGCUGUGAUUCCCUGCAAGGAGAAAGUGGACAAGGAUUUUGUUACAUUUUGGAGCAGAAUUUGUAUGAACGCAGGAGGCCAAGUUAGAGUUGUGGACAAUGAAGAAAUUAGCUUCGUCGAAGGCACGGUGGUUCUGACAAAUGACAGAUGCCCGAAGUGGGUGAUUGAGAAAGCCAAAAAUUGGGAUAUUCCACUGGUUUCUACCACCUGGCUCGUCCAGAGUCUAAUCGAGGGCAAAAUUCUUCCCUACGAUUUGCACAAGCGUUUCAAGCCCUUUUAAAAAGUUUCCAGAGCUGAAUUCAAAUCCCUUAAAUGAAAGGUCUAUCUCUACCAGAUUUUUUCGAAAUGAAUUCAACUAUCUUUAGAUAUGUAAGAUUUUUCAAAGUCUUCUUAAUUACGUGUUUUUCUGUUAGUUCUGUUUUCUAAUACCGUAAUAUUGUACAGUAAAAGUCAUUUUUUUCUUUCGAAAAUUCCAAUACACAAAUAUACAACUUGCGGAUUUUGGCUCAAUAAUCUUAAUUGAUCUAAAAUGUGUAAUUAUUUUCUUAUGGUGCGCAAAUGAUUUUAUGCACUCUUUUCAAUGAAUCUUUUGAUAUAAAUAAUAAGUUCAAAGAAAUAUAAAUAUUGUUUAUUUACUCAGCUACCCGUGUGGCUGAGUUUAAUCGUCGAAAUAUGUGUAAGUUUAGGAUUAUUAUUUUUAGCAGUAAAUGUGCAAAAAUUACUGUCAGUUAAAAAUUUAAUCCGUCUAGCUGUCGAUAUAAUUUUUUUUUUUUUAAGUCGUACGAGUAAAAAGCCGUUGGGAUUUCGUGAUAUUUGUACAUCGCAGUAGUUACACGCAUGUAGAAUUAAUAAGAAUAAUUAUAGCCGCUUUAUCAACUUUUUGUUUUAAGAGCCUUAAAAUUUAUCCAAAAUGUAGAUUUUUAAAAUAAAUUAUGUUAUACGCAUUUAGUACUUUAAACGAAAAAAUAGGAAUAAAAUCCUUUCAUGAUUUCGUAAGAAUUUAUGGCGUUUAUAUAAUUAAACUUAUUACAUCUGAAGAUACCACGAAAUUUCAGAUAACUUCUAUUGAAAAUAGAGAAUAUAAAUUAUCAGCUUCACAGGAAUUGGUGACAUAUUUUUGGUUUUCUACUCUGAUUCUCAAAGCGCAAAGUUCUUCUCUGCGAUUUUUGUCGUGUUUUUUUUUUAAAUUCUAGUUUUAACCUUUUAUAAACACAAUUUGUAAAUUAUAUAUAUAUUUUGGGGCGUUUUUAAACUUACUGAAUUGUAAUCUCAGCUUUUCAAUUGCUCAAAUUCUUAAUUUUCUAAUAAAUAUCUUUGAUAUAUUUAGAAGAAACAAUCAUUGCUGAAUGUUUGUAUUUUAUUUGUAUGCUGGUUUCUACUUUUUAUGACAAACUUACAAAGGAUCUCCUAGAUUUUGUAUUCUUUCACUUGUAAUCGUAUAUUUUUACUAUAUUUUGAAGAAAUAUACGCCAGAAAUGUGUACAAUUAAAGACGAGAUGUGUCAAAAAAGAAAAAAAAAUGAUUGAACUCUCAGCGAUAAGGUGGAAAUAAAAGUCAUCUUAAAAAGAUAUUGAAUAAGCUAUUAAUCGAACAUAAUUGCAUUUGUAUAUGUAUACAUAUAUCACAAUCUUUAUUGUAUAAGUAGUAGUAAUUAUGUACAAUUUUUGGUGAUACAAUAUACCAACAUAUUUUGGCAGA